Molecule: messenger RNA, 830 nt
Organism: Meloidogyne enterolobii
Lineage: Eukaryota; Metazoa; Nematoda; Chromadorea; Rhabditida; Meloidogynidae
Source: the annotation of a GenBank genome assembly
GUUUUCAAUUUUAAAAUUUUUUUUCAAAAUUCACCAUUAAUUCAAACUGACUUUUCUCUAUUUUUUCUAAUUGUUUUAACUUUAUUUCCUCUCUUUAAAAGUUUUCAUUUACUUGAAUCGUUUCUCUUCUUUUUGAUUAUAUCUUUUUUUACAUAUUUUUAAUUUUUCAGAUUUUAAUUGAAAUUCUUUUGUGUAAUUCCUUUUUUUUAUAGUGUUCUUUUCUAUUUUUAUUUUUCUUUCCUAUAAUCUUUUUUUAAAUUUAAAAUCUCCUUUUAUGAAAAGUUUAUUUAAUAAAAUAUUUUCAAAAUUAAUUUUUAAUUUUGGCAUCAUUGGUGUUUUUUAAUUGAAUUUAAUAAUUUAUUUUCUAUUAGAGAGUGCUGGACUAUUUAAUAUUUUCUUUAAAUUUAAUUUUCUUUCAGGGCCUCUUAAAUAUGAUACUUCUAGGCCUCGCUGUCAGUUUUAUAGUUAUUGGAGGUGCAAUUCCGUAUGUCUUUCAAUAUGCCGAAAUUUAUCAAAGAAAAAGUGCUGCUGGAUUUUCUUUGCUUGUUUGUUUGGCACUUUGUAUUGCUAAUAUUUUGAGAAUUGAAUUUUGGUUUGGGAAACAAUUCGAAACACCUCUUUUGGUUCAAAGUAUUGUUAUGUUGCUAGUUAUGGUUGCAAUGUUGGAAAUUUCUGUUCGAAUGAAUCGGCGUUUAAUUCCAUCCUAUCAACGUUCUUCUAUUUGGAGUAAGUUUAUUUUUAAAAAUUUAAACAUUAAUUUCUUUUGUAUUACAAACAAUAUAAAAAUUAAAAUUUUUAUCAUUUUUAAUUUCUUUUUUAUUUUCUUCUAA